UCUAUAUGUACAUGCAUUAACGGCAACCAAUGACAUUGUUUUACGAGAAAUAUUAAAAUAAUUGUGAGUAAGUAUGUGUAUGCGUGUGUAUUGGUUUCCGCACACGUGCGUGUGCGUGUAAGUCCGUGUUGCGCAAGUAACGCAGCGAGACCAGUAUGAAUCUUCAAGUUAAAGGCUUCACGUAUUCCGUUUCAGACAAUGGAAGUAUUGUGUUACCCUUAGCAGUGGUGUGCGGUGUCCUGGUUCUCAUCAUAGUGGCGCUCAUCAUAUAUAUCAUGGUAAACAAGCUAUCCAGGACGGAUAUGCACGGUGAUGCAUCGAAUUAUACUGAAACGUCAACUCAUCUUGGUAUGCAAACCAUCCCCAGUGGAUCCCAGGGACAAGAUGACCUUACUCCCACCAAUGGCACCAGUGGCACCACCAACACAUAUUCUGGCCUCAGCCAUUACAAUGAGACGAAUGUCUACGAUGGAAUGCAACGUAAUGCCAGUGAAGAUGGUGACGAACAUAGCUAUGGUCGCAUUCCCAGCAGACAAGGACCUGCCUAUGUUAACUCUGGAAGUGGAGUUGGUCUAUAUGUUAACACCUAGAGACAGCACACAAGCUUGUGCUUUAGACUCUUGUAGCUCUAUAGUCACUUUGAGAUCAGCCAGUCUUCUUUAUAAAGGCGAAUAUGUACAUAUAAAGUAUAACAAAUAAACCUUAUUUUGUUAUUUAUUUCUCUUAACGUUGAAUAUAUGUUCCAUUUUCCAUAU
This is a messenger RNA of Haliotis rufescens (red abalone), 755 nucleotides long. RefSeq lists its product as uncharacterized. The coding region runs from base 156 to 590 and encodes 144 amino acids. NCBI's taxonomy places the organism in Eukaryota, Metazoa, Mollusca, Gastropoda, Lepetellida, Haliotidae. The record is from RefSeq and is a predicted model, not a curated record. The transcript has 2 exons.